AAAAGCUGCUGUUUGUUCGUUUACUUUUCGAGUGCAUACCUGUAUAUUCGAGGCAAAUUUUCAACAGAUUUUUAGUAUUUCCUAAAUUAAUAUCUAUUUUAUAAAUUUAUUCAGUAUCAAUUUUCGAUAAAUAUGGAUGCCAACAGCUCAGAAUCCGCCGGAACAUCGAAUCCAGAUCGCUCUUGGCUCACGUUGAGCGAUGUACUGAAAGGGCAAGAAGAACUCGAAGCUGAAAGCUAUGCUGUACUAGGUGGAUCCGACGAUAAAAAUUGCACAUAUUCUCGGGGUUACAUUGGACGCCAAGCUCUGUACGCCUGCAUGACUUGCAUGCCAGAAGCUAGAGUGGAAGAGCAGAAACGCACUGGUGUUUGCUUGGCCUGUUCUUAUCAAUGCCACGAGGGGCAUGACCUGAUCGAAUUGUACACAAAACGAAACUUCCGUUGCGACUGCGGAGGCAAACGUAUGCCAGAUGUGCGCUGCAAGCUGGACCCGCUCAAGUUGGAGGCCAAUACACUGAAUCAGUACAAUCAGAAUUUCAGUGGAAUUUACUGUACCUGUCACCGACCGUAUCCGGAUCCGGACGAUGAUGUGGAAGAUGAAAUGAUUCAGUGUGUGGUUUGUGAAGAUUGGUAUCACAGCAGACAUCUCGGAACGGAUGGAGUGCCAAGCUCUCCGAAAAGUUUUGCGGAGAUGAUCUGUGGAAGAUGCGUGCAAAGAGUUGUCAUUUUGCGUAAUUACGUGGGUAAGCUUGAAGAUGGAAAUCAAACUCAAUUGAAUGACACGACAUUGGUUGAUGUUACUGGGCUGGAUGAAUCGAACAUCGCCGAAGCAAGUAACAUCCAACAUGAUGAAAGUAAGGUCGAGGAUGAAGCUGUGGAUAAAGAAGAUGGUGGAAAUGACAGCAAGCGUUUGAAAUUAGAUAUCUGCACUAAGCCUCCAUUUGACGAAGCUGAUCCGGCUGCUUACAAGCAAGGCGCUACUUUUUGGAAAGAGGGCUGGAGGAAUUUCCUUUGUCGUUGUACGGAUUGUACGAGUAACUACAAGGACUUGAAGGUGGAGUUCCUUCUUGAUGAGAAGGACACAGUACAGUGGUACGAAGAGCAUGGUCGCCAGAAGCAACAAGAAGAAGAAAGAAACAAUGAUGAUCAAGCGCGUGAAGCGUUCAAUAGGAUGGGGCGCGUUCACCAAGUGGAGUACUUGACUGGUUAUAAUCAUAUGAAGGAACGGAUGCGGGAAUUUUUUGACACUUUUGUAGCUAGUCAGCAGGUGGUUACGGCGAAGGACGUUCAUGAAUUCUUCGACAAGCUGAAGGAAGAACGAUCAAAUGUUGAAGGAGCUCCCUCAAAUUUCUGUCGUUAAGUUUUUGUAUUCCAUCGAAUAAGUUCGAAUUUAAUGAAUACUUGAAAUAUUCAUUCGUAACAAUUGCAUUGUAUUUUAACGAUUUACGUUUAUUGGUUGAAUAAAACGAUAUACUCAUGAAAA
Armigeres subalbatus is the source of this 1482-nucleotide messenger RNA. RefSeq names its product putative E3 ubiquitin-protein ligase UBR7. The record is from RefSeq and is a predicted model, not a curated record. Gene Ontology annotation, molecular function: zinc ion binding; ubiquitin protein ligase activity. The transcript is spliced from 4 exons. Gene Ontology annotation, cellular component: cytoplasm. Lineage: Eukaryota; Metazoa; Arthropoda; Insecta; Diptera; Culicidae. Bases 133 to 1359 code for a protein of 408 amino acids.